This is a messenger RNA of Ziziphus jujuba (common jujube), 617 nucleotides long. Its product is annotated as RING-box protein 1a. Gene Ontology annotation, biological process: ubiquitin-dependent protein catabolic process; protein ubiquitination. Bases 83 to 436 code for a protein of 117 amino acids. NCBI's taxonomy places the organism in Eukaryota, Viridiplantae, Streptophyta, Magnoliopsida, Rosales, Rhamnaceae. The record is from RefSeq and is a predicted model, not a curated record. Gene Ontology annotation, cellular component: nucleus; cullin-RING ubiquitin ligase complex. Gene Ontology annotation, molecular function: cullin family protein binding; ubiquitin protein ligase activity; zinc ion binding. The transcript has 5 exons.
UCUAACUUCGUAGUAAAGCAAGAAUCUAUAUUGGCCUUUCCUCACGACGACUUACCCAAAUCCCUCUAAACCAAACCAAGAGAUGGCUACCUUGGAUUCCGACGUGCCUAUGGUUCCGGUUGGCGAGGCUUCCAGUAGCGCAGGUCCUUCCUCUACCAAGAAGCCUAAGCGGUUCGAGAUCAAAAAGUGGAACGCCGUCGCACUCUGGGCCUGGGAUAUUGUUGUUGAUAACUGCGCUAUCUGCAGGAACCAUAUUAUGGAUCUCUGUAUUGAAUGCCAAGCUAACCAGGCUAGCGCUACUAGCGAGGAGUGUACGGUCGCUUGGGGGGUUUGCAACCAUGCAUUUCACUUCCACUGUAUUAGCCGAUGGCUCAAGACCCGUCAAGUGUGUCCUUUGGAUAACAGUGAGUGGGAAUUUCAGAAGUAUGGUCACUAGAACCUUCACGCAGUUGAGCUGUAGUAGUUGGGCUUUCAAGUAUGCUGGUUUAAAGGAUGAUCUUGUUUACUUUGUUAAUUUCACUGGAUUCGUUAUAUUUUUAAGAAGCAUUUGGCUGUAAUUGACCUUUUCAACCCUGUUCUGUUUUAAGCAUCAAGCCAAACCCUCUUUUCUUUCUCAA